Molecule: messenger RNA, 702 nt
Organism: Fraxinus pennsylvanica
Lineage: Eukaryota; Viridiplantae; Streptophyta; Magnoliopsida; Lamiales; Oleaceae
Source: the annotation of a GenBank genome assembly
AUGGCUAUAUUGAGCGAAAAAUCUUCACAAAAUUCAACGAUUUCUAAUCCCAAUUCGUAUGGCGCGGUGGUUCUUGGUGGCACCUUUGAUCGGUUACACGACGGCCAUCGCCAAUUUCUUAAGGCGGCGGCGGAGUUGGCGCGGGACAGAGUUGUGGUGGGUGUGUGCGAUGGCCCUAUGUUAACUAAGAAACAGUUUUCUAAUCUUAUAGAGUCUAUUGAACGAAGAAUGAAAAAUGUUGAAGAUUAUAUCAAGUCUGUAAACCCGGAGUUAGUUGUGCAUGCGGCGGCGGAGGUGGCGCGGGACAGAAUUGUGGUGGGUGUGUGCGAUGGUCCUAUGUUAACUAAGAAAAAGUAUUCUAAUCUUAUAGAGCCUAUUGAACGAAGAAUGCAAAAUGUUGAAGAUUAUAUUAAGUCUGUAAAGCCGGAGUUGGUUGUGCAAGUAGAACCCAUUGUUGAUCCCUAUGGCCCAUCAAUAGUUGAUGAGAAUUUGGAGGCUAUUGUCGUCAGCAAAGAGACAUUGCCUGGAGGAUUGUCGGUCAACAAGAAAAGGGCUGAGAGAGGUCUUUCACAACUGAAGAUUGAAGUUGUAGAUUUAGUCCCUGGGAAUUCUAGUGGAGAGAAAAUGAGUUCAACAUCAAUGAGGAGGCUUGAAGCCGAGAAGCUAGCAAGUUUCCAACUAGAAGAUCAGGCGGGUUGUUGA